Messenger RNA from Mustela lutreola (European mink), 2930 nucleotides. It is a transcript of the gene SH2B1, whose product is annotated as SH2B adaptor protein 1. The transcript is spliced from 9 exons. Gene Ontology annotation, biological process: intracellular signal transduction. Gene Ontology annotation, molecular function: transmembrane receptor protein tyrosine kinase adaptor activity. Lineage: Eukaryota; Metazoa; Chordata; Mammalia; Carnivora; Mustelidae. The record is from RefSeq and is a predicted model, not a curated record. Gene Ontology annotation, cellular component: plasma membrane. The coding region runs from base 237 to 2519 and encodes 760 amino acids.
ACAGCACAUGGGAAGCAUGUGAUAGAGCUUGAAGGACCUGUUUUCGAGAAGGGAGGUGGCGUGCGCGAUAAAGGCUCCUUUUUAGAGGAAGGUGCUCCACGGCCGGCGGUCUGUCACUCCUGGAACCAGAGCCGGGGGCAGUGGGGUUGGGCAGGCAGCAGGCUGCUGCCGCUCGCCCCGUGUCUUCUGGUCGCCCCUCCCCACAGGCUCCCCCGGUCCGCCUCCUGGGGGCCAUCAUGAAUGGAUCCCCGUCCCCGGAGGAUGGGGCCUCCCCCUCUCCUCCCCCGCUGCCCCCUCCCCCUCCUCCUAGUUGGCGGGAGUUCUGCGAGUCGCACGCCCGGGCCGCCGCCCUGGAUUUUGCCCGCCGCUUUCGCCUCUACCUGGCCUCCCACCCUCAGUAUGCGGGGCCGGGGGCCGAGGCCGCCUUCUCCCGCCGGUUUGCUGAGCUCUUCCUGCAGCACUUUGAAGCCGAGGUGGCCCGGGCCUCCGGCUCCCUCUCGCCACCCAUCCUGGCGCCCCUGAGUCCUGGUGUGGACAUCCCGCCACAGGACCUGUCCCUUGAGAGCUGCAGGGUGGGUGGGCCCCUGGCUGUGUUGGGCCCUUCUCGAUCAUCCGAGGACCUGGCCGGCCCCCUCCCUUCCUCGGUCUCUUCCUCUUCGACGACCUCCUCGAAGCCGAAGCUCAAGAAACGCUUCUCCCUCCGCUCAGUGGGUCGCUCCGUCCGCGGCUCAGUCCGUGGCAUCCUGCAGUGGCGGGGGGCCGUGGACCCUCCCUCCCCAGCGGGGACCCUCGAGACCUCAUCGGGCCCCCCGGUCCUGGGUGGAAACAGCAACUCCAACUCCUCUGGGGGGGCCGGGACCGUUGGCAGGGGACUGGUUAGUGACGGAACAUCCCCUGGGGACCGAUGGACUCACCGGUUCGAGCGGCUGAGACUCAGUCGGGGCGGGGGGGCCUUGAAAGACGGAGCAGGGACCGUGCAGAGGGAAGAGCUGCUGAAUUUCAUGGGGGCUGAAGAGGCAGCCCCCGACCCAGCUGGAGUAGGCCGGGGAGGAGGGGCAGCUGGGCCGACCUCAGGGGGAGGAGGGCAGCCUCAGUGGCAGAAGUGUCGCUUGCUGCUCCGCAGUGAAGGAGAAGGAGGAGGAGGAAGUCGCCUGGAGUUCUUUGUGCCGCCCAAGGCGUCUCGGCCUCGGCUCAGCAUCCCCUGCUCUACCAUCACGGACGUGCGGACAACCACGGCCCUGGAGAUGCCUGACCGGGAGAACACGUUUGUGGUUAAGGUGGAAGGCCCCUCAGAAUACAUCCUGGAGACAGCCGAUGCUUUACACGUGAAGGCCUGGGUGUCUGACAUCCAGGAAUGCCUGAGUCCGGGACCCUGCCCUGCCACCAGUCCCCGCCCCAUGACCCUCCCCCUGGCCCCUGGGACCUCAUUCCUUACAAGGGAGAACACGGACAGCCUGGAGCUGCCCUGCCUGAAUCACUCAGAGAGUCUGCCCAGCCAGGAUCUGCUGCUGGGAGCCAGCGAGAGCAAUGACCGCCUGUCACAGGGGGCCUAUGGGGGCCUUGCAGACCGGCCCUCAGCGUCCAUCUCCCCCAGCUCCGCCUCCAUUGCCGCCUCCCACUUUGACUCCAUGGAACUGCUUCCCCCAGAGUUGCCCCCCCGCAUCCCCAUUGAAGAGGGGCCCCCUGCGGGCACCGUUCACCCCCUCUCAGCCCCCUACCCGCCCCUGGACACUCCGGAAACGGCCGCAGGUACCAGAGGAUCAUUCCUGUUCCAGGGGGAGUCAGAGGGAGGAGAAGGGGACCAGCCCCUCUCAGGGCACCCUUGGUUCCACGGGAUGCUCUCUCGACUCAAGGCCGCGCAGCUAGUGCUGGCGGGCGGUGCUGGCUCCCACGGGGUGUUCCUGGUGCGGCAGAGUGAGACGAGGAGGGGCGAGUACGUCCUCACCUUCAACUUCCAGGGCAAGGCCAAGCACCUGCGCCUGUCGCUGAACGAGGAGGGUCAGUGCCGGGUCCAGCACUUGUGGUUCCAGUCCAUUUUCGAUAUGCUCGAGCAUUUCCGGGUGCACCCCAUCCCUCUGGAGUCUGGAGGCUCCAGUGACGUUGUUCUUGUCAGCUAUGUCGUGUCCUCCCAGCGGCAGCAGGAACCGAACACCUCCCAUGACCCACCCCAGCCCCCUGAACCCCCUCCAUGGACAGAUCCCCCACAUCCUGGGGCAGAAGAGGCGUCGGGGGCGCCAGAAGUGGCGGCAGCAGCAGCCACAGCAGCCAAAGAGAGGCAAGAGAAAGAGAAAGCGGGCAGUGGAGGGGUCCAGGAAGAGCUGGUCCCCGUGGUCGAGCUGGUCCCCGUGGUUGAAUUGGAAGAGGCCGUAGCACCAGGCACCGCGGCCGAGGGCGGCGCUGGCUCUGGUGGGGACCCCGGGGCCGCCCCGACGGUGCAGCUCCAGCAGUCGCCACUAGGGGUCGGCGGAGACGAAGGGGCCCAUCCCCGAGCCGUUCGUAACCAGUACUCCUUCGUGUGAGCCUGCCCCGCUGGUCCUCCGCCCCUCUGGCCCCCAGCGCUUAGCUGGUGACAUCGUGCCUGGUGGGGACGCAGAGCAGCGGUAGGAAUCCCCUCCCCACGUGCUUCCUGACCCUUGACGGCCAAGGGCAUCCGCGUUGGUACAAGAAGAGGUUCGAGAGCCCUGUUCACUCCCCAGUCCAUACACUACAGGUGCCCCAUCCCCUGGGCAGGGGAUCUGGGCUCCGUUACCUCCCUGAGGGGCUCUUACGGUCAGCCCCACCCCUGGGGGCCAUUUCCCCACUAACCACCCCCAGCCCGAAGCAGGGUGAGGGGGAAGGGCUGUCAGUUACUUUAAGGUGGUUGUUGUUGUUGUUUUAAACAAAAUGGAGAAGCAUAAAUAAAUAAAAGGGUUUAUCUCAGUUCCAUCGGA